UGUCAAACACCACUGCAUUGCCCACUACACCCUACGUGCCUCUCAUAAUCUCUCUCUCUCUCUCUCUCUCUCCGAUCUUCGGACAUUAUUAACUCAAUUUAGUUCACUACUUUCUUCUUCUUCUUCUUCUUCCCCUCUUUCUCUCUUUCCAAAUCUGACCUUGAAGAUUGCAAAAAUGACAGAGAGAGAGAGAGUGUAUCCCUCUUCUAAGCCCAACGGUACCACCCCCUCCGCCUCUACUGCCGGCGGCAGCGGCGGGCGAGCAACGAAUCCACCUUCCUUCCCGGCGCCCAAAUCCCAGCUCUAUAACCCCAACCGCCACCCCUUCCGCCCGCAGGCCAGCCCCCCCCGCAGGCGCCGCCGCAGCCGCCUAUGCCUCUGCUGCUUCUGGUCAACCCUCCUCCUCAUCUUCGCCCUCCUCCUCGCCGCCAUCGCCGGCUGCGUCUUCUACCUCCUCUACUCCCCCCGCCGACCCUCAUUCUCCGCCACCACCCUCAGACUAUCCCGCUUCAACCUCUCCACCUCCGCCGACGAUGACACCUCCCACCUCGCUGCUGCCCUCAACAUCUCCUUCUCCGCCAAGAACCCCAACAAGAAGAUAAUGUUCCUCUACGGCCCCAUCUCCAUCGUCGCCUUUUCGAACGAAGUCCUGAUUGGAAACGGGUCUUUCCCGGGUUUCGCGAGCUACCCGAAGAACACCACUUUGAUCCGUUCCACGGUGUCGACGAGCUCGGAAGUGGCGGACGCCGAGUCAGUGAAGUUGCUCCGAUCGGAUCUGACGAAGAAGAAGGGGUUUCCUAUCAAAGUAGUGAUGGAAACGAAGGUGGUGGCGAAGCUGGAGAAAUUGAAGAGCAAGAAGUUGGGGAUCAGAGUGACCUGUAAUGGCUUUCAUGGCACUAUCCCGAAGGGUAAGUCUCCAUCCACUGUUUCAGCUUCCAAUGCUAAAUGCAAGGCUGAUCUCCGGAUCAAGAUCUGGAAAUGGACUUUCUGAUGAAAGAAUUAAUUAAACUUUUUUUCUUUUAUUUUUCUUGUUUAUUAAUUUAUAUGAUUUGAUUUGUAAACUUUUUUCGGGAAAUUAAUGGGAUUGUCACUAGCUAGUAUUAAGGAGAAAAAGAUGGAUUACGAUCAUUUUUAUUUUUGAAUUUUUUGUGGUGUGGUGUAAGUGAAUUUGGAUGUCUCUUUUGCCAAUUAGUGCAAUGCAAUAUGAUACCAAGAAGGAUUUAUCAUUCGGGUUCAGACACGAGUCCG
Molecule: messenger RNA, 1248 nt
Organism: Diospyros lotus (date-plum)
Lineage: Eukaryota; Viridiplantae; Streptophyta; Magnoliopsida; Ericales; Ebenaceae
Product: NDR1/HIN1-like protein 6
Exons: 1
Coding region: 176-991 (271 amino acids)
Cellular component (GO): plasma membrane
Source: RefSeq, a predicted model, not a curated record